AUGGGCUGCAAUCUCUCUAACAGGGUCGCUGUCACACGGCUGUCUUCUGAGGAGCUGCAGAACAACCAGGAAGCCAAAAGCCAGACUAAAAAUGACAGCACUGCUGGAGCAGAGGCUGUCCCCUUGCAGGAUGGCGCAGCUUGGUCAACAGGUAUUUCAAAGGAUGGAGCCAAACUUGACGAUGAGACGGGUGAGGGAGACUCCCCUGAAGAACAACCAGAAAGACUUACAUCUCAGGAAAGCAGCAAUGUACAAAGCAGAGACGCACUCACCAGUGAGUUCUUCAGUAAAUCAUGGCCCUUUCAGGAAACAGAGAGGCAAAAUUCAGCAGACAUUCUUGAGGAGCUGAGGAUGCUGGGAAUAAUCAAGAGCCAAAGUACCAUUGCCAGGAUUGGAGAAGUGAAUGAAAUCAAGACAGAUGCCCUGGAACAGACACUGAAGAAACUACCAACUAGGCCAGAAAAAAUUCAGUUUGGAAACAAGGAAGUGGAUGAUUUUACAGUGAACGACAUGAAGACUUUAGCUGAAGCAAAGACCCAGGGAAGAGGAACCGAACAAAUGCCACACAUUUUUUUCCCAGCAACUGCCCACCAGACUACACAAAAGGACUGCCCAGGUUUUAAAAGUCAAGGAAGUACAGACACCAAAACCGAAGACUCAGUCAUAGAGUCAAUAGUUUACAACUGCAUCAAGGAAACAAUCUGGAUUUACGUUGUCUUGCAAAAAUGA
Molecule: messenger RNA, 729 nt
Organism: Mesitornis unicolor (brown roatelo)
Lineage: Eukaryota; Metazoa; Chordata; Aves; Mesitornithiformes; Mesitornithidae
Source: RefSeq, a predicted model, not a curated record